Messenger RNA from Prunus avium (sweet cherry), 720 nucleotides. RefSeq lists its product as uncharacterized. NCBI's taxonomy places the organism in Eukaryota, Viridiplantae, Streptophyta, Magnoliopsida, Rosales, Rosaceae. The record is from RefSeq and is a predicted model, not a curated record.
AUGGCAAGCUUAGCAAAGCUGGAAUUUGCUGCUUUAGACAUAUAUGGGAACAACUAUAUAUCAUGGGUCCUAGAUGCCAAGAUCCAUCUGCAGGCCAAUAGCCUUGGAAAAACCAUUGUGGAUGGAAGUGAUGCAUCCCCACAAGAAAACGUAAAGGCUAUGAUCUUUCUUUGCCGCCACAUUCAUGAAGUGUUGAAAAGCGAAUACGUGGCGGUCGAUAACCCACUAGUUUUGUGGAAAGCCUUAUGCGAAAGGUAUAAUCACCAAAAGGCAGUGAUCCUCCCAAGAGCCAGAUAUGAGUGGACGCACUUCCAAUAUUUCAAGUCAGUGUCUGAGUACAACUCGGCGAUGCACAAAAUUAUCUCCUUGAUGAAGUUGUGUGGCGAGAAUAUCUCUGAGGAGGAUAUGCUUGAAAAAACCCUCAGUAAUUUUCAUGUCUCAAAUGUGCUCCUGCAGCAACAAUAUAGGAAUAGUGGUUUUACAAAGUACUCAAAGUUGGUAUCCUACCUCUUAUUGGCCAAGCAUAACAACGAGCUUCAGUUGAAAAAUCACCAAUCUCACCCAAAAGGCUCAACACCAUUCCCUAAAAAUGAUGCAUCUCAGGAAGUGAAUGUCACCUCCUCUCAAGGCAGUACCACAUACGUGGGCGAGGAGGCAUGUGCGACUGCUAGCAAAGGAAUAGAAAAGAUCAUGGUACCCAUUCAUAUGGCUUGGGUCUAA